Aspergillus campestris IBT 28561 is the source of this 1367-nucleotide messenger RNA. RefSeq names its product NAD(P)/FAD-dependent oxidoreductase. Gene Ontology annotation, molecular function: flavin adenine dinucleotide binding; proline dehydrogenase activity; sarcosine oxidase activity. The coding region runs from base 27 to 1367 and encodes 446 amino acids. Lineage: Eukaryota; Fungi; Ascomycota; Eurotiomycetes; Eurotiales; Aspergillaceae. The transcript is spliced from 3 exons. The record is from RefSeq and is a predicted model, not a curated record.
CAUAUUCUAUAGCACAGAAACCAACCAUGUCUUUGCCGCAAAAGAUUUUAAUCGUGGGGGGAGGUGUCUUCGGACUCUCAACCGCCGACUCCCUCUGCCGCCGUCACCCAACCAGCGAAAUCACCCUACUGGAAUCCUCCCCAACAAUCCCCAACCCGCAGGGCUCCUCAGUCGACACCUCGCGCAUCGUACGCGCAGACUACUCAAACCCCGUGUACACGAAGCUCGCCGCCGAAGCCAUCGCCAAAUGGCGCACCACCGAAUGGGGCCAAGACGGACGGUACACGCAGAGCGGGCUCGUCCUCGUCUACCCCUCCGGCGACACCAACGCCCGCCACUACGCCAUCAAGAGCUACGAGAACGUGCGCCAGCUCGAAGCAGACGAGUCCCUCGUCCAGAUGCUGCCCUCCGCGGCAGACGUCGUGCGCGCCGCCCCGGCCUACGGUCCUAACCUCGACGUCGCAGGCGGCUAUGUCAACUGGGGCUCAGGCUGGUCAGACGCCGAGGCGACAGUGCGGUUCAAAAAGCAGCAGCUCGACAAAGCCGGCAAGGUCAAGUUCCUCACGGGCGAAGCCCGCUCCCUCCUCCACGACACCAGCAACAGCAACAAGGUCACAGGCGUCGUCCUCGCCGACGGCACAACCCUCACAGCCGACCUCGUCAUCCUCGCAACAGGCGCCUGGACAACCCAGCUCGUCGACCUCCGCGGGCGGGCCGUCUCAACCGGCCAGGCACUAGCAUACAUGCGCAUCUCGGACGACGAGCAGCGCCAGCUGGAGAACAUGCCCACUAUCUUGAACUUCGCUACGGGCAUGUUCAUCAUUCCGCCGCGGAACAAUCUGCUCAAGAUCGCCCGCCACGCUUACGGCUACGUUAAUCCCAAGACUGUCCCUGUCCCCGUGCUGGGUGGUCAGGCUUCCACCUCCACGAUGGAGGUCAGUCUGCCUGAAGCGGGCGUGCCCAUCCCGCUGGAGGGAGAAGAGGCGUUCCGCGGCGCGCUCAAGGAACUGUUACCUGCUUUUGCGGAUCGGCCGUUUGUUAGCAGUCGGAUUUGCUGGUACACGGAUACUCCCUCCGGAGACUUCAUAGUCGACCACCACCCCACCCAGGAAGGCCUCUUCCUCGCGACAGGCGGCAGCGGCCACGGAUACAAGUUCUUCCCCGUGCUGGGCGACAAGAUCGUCGACGCGCUGGAGGGAAAGCUGGAGGCGGAGCUGCGCGCGCUGUGGACGUGGCCGGCUGCUGCUGCGUCGCCGGGGGAGUUCGACGGCACGGAGGAUGGGAGUCGGUCGGGGCCGAAGGGGGUGAGGCUGAUGGAUGAGUUGGCGAGGGGGAAGAAGGUUGGGAGAGGGGGUUCGCGUCUGUGA